Caenorhabditis angaria is the source of this 7337-nucleotide messenger RNA. The record is from the annotation of a GenBank genome assembly. NCBI's taxonomy places the organism in Eukaryota, Metazoa, Nematoda, Chromadorea, Rhabditida, Rhabditidae.
AUGUCAAAUGCUCCGGAAAGUGGAGCACUUCGACGAAAAACAUCGGUUAAUAUUCGAGAUACACGAAUUGCUGGAUUAUAUGAUUUGGGAGAAACUAUCGGACAGGGACAUUUUGCAGUUGUCAAAUUGGCAAAACAUGUGUUUACUGGAGAAAAGGUGAGUUUUUUUUCGACUAGACUCUAGUUGAUUUCAUAUGGGAGGGAUAAAAAGAUUGCAAUUAGAUACCGUGAAAACAUGGCACACAUUUGGAUCUCUCAUUUUUCUUUUAAAAAAAUUUUGUAUUUUUCCGCUAGCUUAGCCUUUAAGAUGUGGAAAAAAGCUUUUGCCACAAAAAUAUAAUGUGAGUUAGGGUCUCUGAAAUUUUCUCAAAUAUCCUCCAGGUCGCUGUAAAAAUCAUCGACAAAACAAAAAUCGACGAAGCCUCAACAUCUCAAAUAAUGCAAGAAGUUCGUUGUAUGAAACUAGUUCAACACGCAAACAUAGUUCGACUCUACGAAGUUCUCGACACUCAAACAAAAAUCUUCCUAAUUCUCGAACUCGGCGACUAUGAUCUUCACGAUUUUAUAAGCAAACACGAAAAAGGAGUAUCCGAACAUUUAGCUCAACAAUAUUUUUGUCAAAUUAUGACAGCUAUUGAUUAUUGUCAUCAAUUACACGUUGUACAUAGAGAUUUGAAACCGGAGAAUGUGGUGUUUUUUGAGAAAUUGGGAAUGGUUAAAUUGACGGAUUUUGGAUUUUCAAAUUGUUAUGAACCUGGUGAACAAUUGUCGACUUCUUGUGGAAGUUUGGCAUAUUCAGCUCCAGAAAUAUUGCUGGGAGAUUCGUAUGAUGCACCAGCUGUUGGUAAGGCAUCUUGAUUUUCAAAAUUUUGAUUGCUCAUGUUAAAAAUUAAUUUUCCCUAAUUUUUUGCAGAUGUUUGGUCGCUUGGUGUCAUUUUGUACAUGCUCUUAUGUGGUCGUCUUCCAUUUCAAGAAGCCAAUGAUCCCGAAACAAUCACAAAAAUCCUCGACUGCAAAUAUUCGAUACCCGAAAACAUCUCAAAUGAUUGUGCCAACCUAAUAAGAUCAAUGCUAGUUCGAGAGCCAACAAAACGUGCGACUCUCGAUAAAAUCUGCUCAAAUCCUUGGGUUCAAGCUGGCGAUCAAGGACUAUCGACAGCAAUUCCAUUGAUUGUUCGACAUCAUUUGCCAAUUUCAGCACAUACAACAAUCGUUGAGCAAAUGGUUGCCGGUGGAAUUGCGAGUGAAGAGGAUAUUUUGAGAUGUUUGGAAAAUGAUGAAUAUAAUUCAACAACUGCCACUUAUUAUUUAUUGGCUGAACGGGUUUUGGCAAGUUAUCGAGAAGAACAAGCGAGAGAAAUUAUGGAAAAACACCAAGAGCAAGAAGAAUCUGUUGCAUCGAGAAAGAAUUCGGAAGUUUGUGAGAAUGGUGGAAGUGGAAGUGGAUCUAGAUGUAGAUCAAGAUCGAAUAGUUGGAGAGCAAGACCUUGUUCGAUGUUGAAAGAGGAAAGUGAAGAGGAAUUAUCGACUUAUUUGAGAUCUGCUAGUCGACAAAGUUCAAGGUUUGUAUUGUUUUGGGUCUAGAGAAAUUUCACAUUUUUCUGAAUAAUUGUAUGACUAAAAAGGUUAAUAUUAUUUGGAAUUUUAAUGAUUAAAAAAUUUCGGAAAAAAUUUUCAAUUGGAAAAUUUCACUGUUUCAAGAGUUCCACUUGAGAAAUUUCAUAUUUUUCUGAACUAUUGUUAUUAUCUGCAUUCAUCAGAAAUGUUCUCAAAUUCUCACUGUUUCACGAAUUUUGUAAUUAAAAAAUAUAUCUCUAAAAAUCUGAUUUUCUGACAUUGUUUUACUGUUUCAGAAAUUUGGUUUUGAAAGUUAUGAUUUUAAAAGUGUUUGUUGAUUUUUUUGGCCUUUCAAAUAAAAAUAUUUCAAAUUUGCUAAAGAACAUCUCAGAAAAUGUGUUUUUUACAGUAGAAAUACUAAAUUUGUUUAAAAAAAAUUUUCACUGUUUCAAAUUUUUCGUAUAAAUUUUCUCUUUUUGGAAUCUUUCAUGAAUAUAGUUCUUGACAAUACUAUAAAAAUGUUGAUAAAAGCUUUUAUGGAGAUUUUUCGACUGUUUCAGAAAUUUGGUAUAAAAAAUUUGUAUUUUAAAGGUGUUUGUUGAUUUUUUGGUCUUUCAAAUAAAAAUAUUUCAAAUUUGCUAGAGAGAAAAACAUUUCGAAAAAAAUUGAAAUUUUGAUUUUUUCUACAAAUUUCGCUGAAGUGAGAAUUUUUUGACGAAAAAAAAUAAUUUUCAAUAUUUCUGACUGUUUCAAAAUUAUCCUACAGAAAGUUCGAGUUAUCGAAAUAUUUAUUCAAAGAACUUAUCUUUGAAAAAAAACGACAAGAAUUUUGUCACUGUUUCAAAAUUUUGCUUAAAAAUUUUGCUGUUUCGAAUUUUUCAUUAGUUUUUCUUGAAAAUACAAUAAAAAAUGUUGAUACAAUUUUUUGUGAAGGUGAAAUUUUUUAAAUAAAAAACAUCUAAAAAAACUGUUUCAAAGUUUUUGUAUUAAAAUUUUUUAAAAAAUAUUCAAUUUUCUCGUCAAAAAAAAUCCAAAAACCCGCCUGAAAAUGUUGUUUGAUACAAGCAUGUGCACAUCACCCUCCAAAAACAACUCGCAACUCACAAAUUGUGUUUUUUUUCCAAUCUCUUGUACCUCUAUUUAUCGGGUGUGUUGUAUUUAGAUUCUACCAAAUGCACGAUUAUAUGUCAUCACCACGAAGUUCAAGUCGUUGUUGUUCCGCACAAUUAUCACGUCAAAAUUCGGAAGAACAACAAUGUGUUGCUCAAGAUGAUUCUCGUCCGGCCACAUUUUAUUUACCCGGUUCAAAUUCAUCAAGUCAUCCAACAACUCCGACAACUUCAAUUGCUGGUGCAAUAAAUAAUAAUCGAUUUGAUGAAUUAUCACCGAUUAAUGAAUGUGGUUUUGAUUUGGAACACCAAAAACCGGAGGAAAAACAAAAAAGACGACGGAGUAUUUUGAAUGAGAUUUGUGAUGAUUCGAUGAAUUGUGGAAAUGGAAGAAAAUCGAGUGAUAGUUGUUUGCAUGUGCACGAUGUUUUGCAAAAAUCGGCGUCGAGUUUGAGAUUGUUGAGAAGGUUUUUUAUUUUGGUUUAAAAUUUUAAUAGAGAAUUGGGUCUUGAUUGGAAUUGGUUCAAAAAUUUAUCCUAAACUUUAAAGUACCCUAAUAAACCUGUGAGCCAAUUUAUAGUGCUCUAAAUAUCAAAAAACAUGAAAAAUGAUAAGGUUGCCCAUAAAAUUCGAGAUAUUGGCUGAAAUAGCAAACGCGCCCCAUCGAACUUCUCUUUUUUUUCGAAAAAUUCAAAUUUUCAUUUUUUUUCUGAUUGUUUUUGAGUCAAAAAUUUGAAAAAUUAGGCUUUUUCAUGAAUUUUGAUCUAAACUAGAAUUUUCAAAAAUUUUGCUGUAAAAAUCUGAAAUCUGAAUUUCAAGUCAAUCUUCCUUUGAAAAAUCUGAAAAUUUUCUAUUUUUCACAUAAAUAUGGCGAAAAACGAUUUUCUAAAAUUUUGAAGCUCUUCAACUCGACUCAUAGGUCCAAUUUGUUCCUUUUCUCAGCAAUUUUCCAAAAAAAGCCCCAUUUUGUGAGGAAUGCAUUUGUAAACCUUAAUUUUCCCCUCAUUUUUCACACAUUCUAAUUUUUCCAGAAAUUCUUCCCCAUCGGUUUCAAUGUUUUCCGGAAUUUCAAGAGAUCGUGUUAGUCCGCAAGCUGUUCAGGAUUUGUUGGAUUUGAAUCGAUUAGGUUGGUUUUUUGAAAUUGAUUUAUUGUCUAACAUGUUUUCCUGGAAAUAAUUGAUUUUUGAAUUGAAAGAGCUGAAAUUGUGUUUUUUAAAAAUCUGAAAUUUGAGAAAAUGGGAAAUUAUUUUGAAAUAAAUCCCGAAAUAUUUACGUUUCAACAAAAUUCGAUGAAUAUUUCUGAAGAACUGAAAAUUUAUUGAAGUUGAUGUUUUUGUUGGCAAAAUUUUCAAAUUUUCUAGGAGGUGGUCGUGGUCGAGCUGCAAGUCCAGAAAGUUGUCGAAGUAGUCGAUCUCCAUCUCCGCCAGCAUCAAGCAGCGGAAGAACAUCACCAGCAAUGUCAACAAUCUCAUCAAUGUCUCGUCUAAAAGUCGGAACAUCAACAUCUUCUAGUGGAAUGCGAAAACUCUCCUCAUCCCCACAUCUUUUAGGAAUUUGCGAGGAAACUGAGGAAUCUGGAGAGGCUAGCAAUUCAACAUCAAAUCAACUAUUGAAUCCGAAUAACAUGAGCAAUGAUUUGAUUCGAGUUGGACGAACAAAUCGAAGCGCAUCAACUGGAGUUGUUCACAAUCGACAUCAUUCUGUGCACGCAUCGAAGAGUUCUGCGGGAAGCUUGGUGACUUCGAAUUCAUUGACACCUUCACCGAAAACAUCGACGACUUCUAAUUUUGUACCAAAUACUUAUAGUGCGGUUAGAAUGAUUCGACCAAGACAAGCUAUUGUAUCACCAGGUAUUAUUUUUGGGAUGAAGAGAGGAUGAAAUCAGACAAAAAAAAAUUAAAGAAACCUCAUACAAACUUUGAAACAGUCAAUUUUUUUGGAAUUUAUUUUUCAAAAAAAAUUGAUAUGAACAUCAUGAAAAGUUAAUAAUAAUUUGUUUCAAUAAAAAUUGGAUUUUUAAAAAAUAGAAGGGGGUUAUUGAACAGGCGGAAAAAAAUUAAGCAAAUCUCAUAUAAAUUUUGAAACAGUAAAUUUUUUUGAAUUUAAUUUUUCAAAGAAGAAUUGAUAUUAAAAUUAAAACCUCAUUUACAUUAGAACAAAAUUAGAUUUUUUGAAAAAAAAAUAUUUAAAAAGUAAUUUUUAGGUCCAAAUUCUUCCGAAAUCAGAAAAUUUUGAAUAAAAAUUAUGCUGUUUCAACAAUUUUAUGAAUUCUGUAUUAUUUCUUUAUUUCAAUAAUUGAUGUCAUGUUAGUAUUUCAACAUUUUCAUGUAAACUACAUUUUCCAUGUUAUGAAUUGGAAAAGUAGGAAAAAUGACUUGUAUUUUUGAAAGCAAAAAUAUUUCGAAGAGCGAACUUUGGUUAUGAAAAAAAAAAUGAAAAAUACAACUUUUACACAUCAUAACUGAUUCUCCAAAAUUUUAUUAUUAUUUUUUGAAAACUUUACUGUUUCAAAAGUUUCUUGAAUUUUUCUAUUGUUCGAACGUUUUUGAUGAAUGUAGGAUUCACAAGGGAAGUGUAUAAGGUCCCGGAAUAAACUUUUGAUGAAACAUACCAAAUCGACCAUGCUGCUCACGAAUCCGAAGUCAAAAAUUGCCACAAAUGCCUGUGAGCACUUUUCUGGAGCUCCAAAGUCAGAAUUGAGUUUUGGUCUUUGCCCAUUUUCACCUUGUUCCUGGGUGCAAAAUCAACUUUCAUAUAUCAAAUAAGGUUGUUCACCACAUUCGAAAACCUAUCAGCUUUUUAGUUUUUCAAAAAAUAUGAAAAACCAGCUGAAAACUGCAAUUUAUAAAAAAGUCCUGAAAAUACACACAAAUACACACAAACACACACGUUUUUUGAAGUUUUUUGUGCGUUUUUGAAAAUUACAGUUUUCAGCUCGUAUUUCAUAUUUUUUGACAAACUAAAAAGCAGAUAGAUUUUUGAAUGUGGUGAACAACCUCAUUCAUGUUAUAAAAGUUGGUUAUUCACCCAGGAAUAUGGUGAAAAUGGGCGAAAACCCAAACUCAAUUUUGACUUUGGAGCUCCAGAAAAGUGCUCACGGGCAUUUGUGGCAAUUUUUGACUUCGGAUUCGUGAUCAGCAUGGUCGAUUUGGUAUAUUUCGAUAUGUUUCAUCAAAAGUUUAUUCCGGGACCUUAUACAUUGUCAGGUGAGAAAUUUAUGACGUGGAAAAAUUUUAUUAAAAAAUAGAGAAAUCGGUUCUGAAAAAUUGACUGUUUCAAAUAUUUUUCAAACAUGAUUUUUGUAUAUUUCCAUGAUCAACGAUUGUUUUUAAUUUUAAAAAUUCACUGUUUCAAAAAUUCUUCAAACAUGGUCUUUGUUUUUUACCUACAGUGAGUCAUCCUAAUCUUCUGAAAAAAAUCAUUUUUUUGCAGAUGUCUGCCGACGCUAUGAAAGAUUCGCAAUUCGAUCCCGUCGAAGUACAAGUUGUUCAUCAUCCGAAGCUUCAGACGAAGAUGAUUCGAGACGAUUAACAAUGUUAUCCUCGAAAUGCGGGAAAUUCGAUGAAAAACGCAAAGAAAAUGAUGACGAUGAGGGAAAUGGUGGAUUUAUUGGCGAGAAAAAAGAUGAAGCAGGAGGUGGUGGAAAUUCGGAAAGAAGAGAAGUUAGUGGAAGUGGAGAUGGAGGAGAACAAGAAAAAGGGCAAAAUAAGGGAAGUGGGGGAAAUGUGGAUAAACGAUGUGUUCUGAUGGAUCUACCACUUCGCCCCAUUCCUGAAAUGACACUUCUCGAUCAAACUUUGAAUCAGGAUUAUGAAUCGCCGGGAUGUGUUUCGCUAAAAGAUCGCAUUUUUCAUGCAUCCUUCUCGCAACAAACUAUGAUUCGAAAAUGGACUGAAAUUGAGAAAACGAAACCGAAUGAUAAUUUGAAUUGGUUUGGAACACCGCCAAGAGAUAAUUAUGAAAAAGAAAGAGAAAUUGAGAAUGAAAAUAUGGGCGGAUGGAUGAGAUGUUUGAGAAGAACAAAAUCGAGCCAUCAAUUGAAAUGCUCGUAUUUGACUGGGGAAGAAAAUGAGGAAAACGAUGAAGUUGAGAGCCCGAAUUGGCGGAUUUUGAAGGAAGAAGAUGAGGAACAUGAUAUUAGUGAAAGUAGUGUGAGUUUUUUGACUUUAAAAAUUUGAAAAUACAAGAAAUUCCAAUUAUUUUGAGUCUAGACACGACUUUUUUCCUUUAAAAUUGGGUCGUAGCGAAUUUUUUCCGUCCAAUUUAUCCUGGUGAUUUCAUGUUCCUUUAAAUUGGGUUUCUCGUCACAAAAAUACGAAUUUUAAAGGAACAUGGGUCAAUUUACACUCAAAUUUAUCGGAAUUCUGUGUUUUCGCAAUUUUGAACGUAGAAAAAUAAUUUUGAAGUCGAUUUUUGGAUUCUUCUUGGAAUUCCGGUUAUUUUGAGUAUAAACAUGACUAUGUUCCUUUAAAAUGUAUAUUUUUCCGCAGCGAGACCCAACUCAAAGGCGCAUACAAUUUUAUACUAAAAACCUCUAUUUUUCCAGAAUUCCACAUCAUCUUCCCCGAAUACAACUCAAAAAAUGUACAAUGUCUCGAAAUUCUCAUAUCUUUCAACUCUUCCCGCCGAAAAAGUCGAUCGUUGGCUGAAAUGUGCGGAAUUUGUUUUCUAG